AUGGAUAUUGUUGAAUAUGAGACGGAAGAUUUUUUAUCUGAAUCGGCAAUAUGUAUAUUUCUCAUAUCUACUUAUAACGUUGAAGGUCCUCUUGAUUGGUUUUAUAAAUGGUUAGAGGAUACAAGAUAUGAUUUUAGAGUAGAUAAACAAGCUUUAUCAAAGAUGAAAUUUGCAAUAUUCGGGCUUGGUGAUUCUGCCUACGGGGAUCAAUUUUGUAUACAACCUAGAAAUAUUGACAAAUGGUUAGGUCAAUUAGGAGCAAAACGAUUAUAUCCAUUAGGAGAAGGCGAUAAAAACUCAGAUCAAGAAAAAAAUUUUGAAGCUUGGAAAAAAUCUCUUGUCGAUAUGUUAUUUGAUCCUUCAUAUGCAUUGAAUAAUGUUUCAUCUAAUCUUAAUUAUGAUUCAUAUAGUGAAUCUGAUUCAGACUCGGAUAAUAAUAAUAAUUCUGAUACAGAAAUGGUGGAUGUUGAGGAUAUAGGUGCAUUAGCCCCUAAAUUACAGGCUGCACGUAAAUCAAAGGAGGAAGAAGAAUUUGUAUAUAAAAAUAGUAAUGGAAGACCGAAAAGAACCUUGUCUGAACAAGAGGUUCCUAUAAAUGAGCCUAAGGAAAUGGUUACUCCAAUGCUUCGUAAAUCUCUAACUAAACAAGGAUAUAAAGUUGUUGGAUCGCAUUCGGGAGUUAAAAUAUGUCGUUGGACUAAGUCGGCUUUAAGAGGAAGAGGUUCUUGUUACAAGUUUUGUUUUUAUGGCAUACAAAGUCAUAGAUGCCUCGAAACUACACCAAGUUUGGCUUGUUCAAACAAAUGCGUGUUCUGUUGGAGACACCAUACUAAUCCUGUUGGCAAAGAAUUUGUUUGGAAAGUUGAUCCACCAGAGAUGAUUUUUUCAGAAUGUCUUAGUAACCAUUAUAAAAUGAUUAACGAAAUGAAGGGUAUACCGGGAAUUAGAGCAGAUAGAUUUCAAGAAGCAUUUAAUGUUCGCCAUUGCGCUUUAUCAUUAGUCGGAGAGCCUAUAUUAUAUCCACAUAUCAAUGAAUUUAUUAAGCUUUUGCACGAUAGACAUAUUUCGUCGUUUAUGGUUUGCAACGCACAACACCCAUCUCGUCUAAGAGCAUUAGAUAAAGUAACACAACUUUAUGUUAGUGUAGAUGCUAGUACGAAAGAAAGUUUAAAAAAAAUUGAUAGGCCAUUAUUCAAAGAUUUUUGGGAAAGGUUUUUGGAAUGUUUAGAUAUAUUAAGCCAAAAAGGACAACGAACAGUUUAUAGAUUAACUUUGGUAAAAGAUUAUAACACCGAAGAAAUCGCUAAUUACGUUGAAUUGGUAAGACGUGGUAAACCUGAUUUUAUUGAAGUUAAAGGAGUUACUUAUUGCGGAUACGGUGGAGCCAGCAAAUUGACAAUGGCUAAUGUUCCAUAUCAUAAUGAAGUAAUUUCAUUUGUGAAACAUCUUAACGAAAAUUUAGGAGAUACUUAUGAAAUAGCAACAGAACAUUCACAUUCAUGUUCAAUACUUAUAGCAAAUACAAAAUUUAAAAUUAAUAAUAAGUGGUAUACUUGGAUUGAUUAUGAUAAAUUUUUUGAACUACUCGAAAAAGGUGAACAUUUUACUAGUUUAGAUUACAUCGCACCUACUCCUAGUUGGGCCUUGUUUGGUUCUCCUGAAGCUGGUUUUAAUCCUGAAGAUCAACGAUUUUAUAGAAAAUCAAAGAAAAAUAAUAAUUCUGUUAAAAAUGGUGGAUGUUAA
Messenger RNA from Rhizophagus irregularis DAOM 181602=DAOM 197198, 1743 nucleotides. RefSeq lists its product as uncharacterized. Gene Ontology annotation, biological process: wybutosine biosynthetic process. Lineage: Eukaryota; Fungi; Glomeromycota; Glomeromycetes; Glomerales; Glomeraceae. Gene Ontology annotation, molecular function: FMN binding; catalytic activity; 4 iron, 4 sulfur cluster binding. The record is from RefSeq and is a predicted model, not a curated record.